GCCGUUUGUGUCGUAGCCGUGACUUUGCUUAGUCACGGAAGUAAUCGGUCAUCUUUUUCUAGAAUUUCCAAAUUCCAGACGAAGCGAUAAAGAAAAAGGGCGCGUCUCCAAAGCGCUGCAUAGUGUUAGGAAGUCAUCGAGCAAUAAGAACAGCGUACCAGACGAAGAGACCAUCGUCCAUCUGCAUCCGGAAGAAGUUAAUAAACCGGAGCGGUGAUAGAGGGUGCGAUCGGCGCGACGGCUGAGAGAAGAAGAGAGCGGUAUUAUAGUGAGGAAGAGGUGGCUAGAGGUAGAGAGCGCGACGGACGUCUAUCUGUACUUGAUUUGAGUUACGUCGUUCAUCAGGUUUUCAAAGGAGGCCAUCUUUGUGUAGUAGUUUUCUCACUACCUAGACCGGAGCGAGGAGGCAUUUCUCUCAUCUUCCAAUUGGAACCAGUACGACCGAAGAGGGUCGUUGCGAAGGACUAAAGUACGACACCCUGUGCGGCGAUCUCUGUGUGGUAGAGCCAUCGAAGACCGGAAUUGCUGCCGACACCACACGCAAUCUUCCUGGGAUUACAGACACACACACUCGCUCGCAGUCAGCAGUCAUAGAUACUACAACUACACGCAGUGUGUGAGACAGAGAGAGAGAGAGAUAGAGAAGAAAGGAGAGACAGCGAGAGAGAAAGAUAGAAGAUAGAGAGUGUGGAAGGAAAGAGAGUAGUGACUUUUUUUACUUCGUCCAAUUUUGCAAAGGCCACCGGAACAGUAGUUAAAAAUAAGACACACACACAACACACCAAAUGGCUCUGAAACGAAUCAAUAAGGAACUACAAGACCUAGGUAGAGAUCCUCCCGCACAAUGUUCAGCAGGACCUGUCGGUGAUGACUUAUUUCAUUGGCAAGCCACAAUCAUGGGACCACCGGACAGUCCGUAUCAGGGUGGAGUGUUCUUCUUGACGAUCCACUUCCCCACAGACUAUCCAUUCAAACCACCCAAAGUGGCUUUCACUACUAGAAUCUACCAUCCAAACAUAAACAGUAAUGGUAGCAUCUGUCUUGAUAUAUUAAGAUCACAGUGGUCACCUGCAUUAACAAUCUCAAAAGUACUGUUAUCAAUCUGCUCACUUUUAUGCGAUCCAAAUCCGGACGAUCCUUUGGUGCCAGAGAUCGCUAGGAUAUAUAAAACGGACAGGGAGAAGUACAACGAGCUGGCGCGCGAAUGGACCCGCAAAUAUGCUAUGUGAUGUCCCGGCCCCCCGACCCACAAUUCUCUCACUUUAGAUUGAAACAAAACAAAAAA
Messenger RNA from Nicrophorus vespilloides, 1285 nucleotides. It is a transcript of the gene eff, whose product is annotated as ubiquitin-conjugating enzyme E2-17 kDa. Gene Ontology annotation, biological process: protein polyubiquitination; ubiquitin-dependent protein catabolic process. Gene Ontology annotation, molecular function: ubiquitin conjugating enzyme activity. Bases 786 to 1229 code for a protein of 147 amino acids. The record is from RefSeq and is a predicted model, not a curated record. The transcript has 5 exons. Lineage: Eukaryota; Metazoa; Arthropoda; Insecta; Coleoptera; Silphidae. Gene Ontology annotation, cellular component: nucleus.